Juglans microcarpa x Juglans regia is the source of this 3149-nucleotide messenger RNA. Its product is annotated as pentatricopeptide repeat-containing protein At5g47360. Gene Ontology annotation, molecular function: protein binding. NCBI's taxonomy places the organism in Eukaryota, Viridiplantae, Streptophyta, Magnoliopsida, Fagales, Juglandaceae. The record is from RefSeq and is a predicted model, not a curated record. The transcript has a single exon. The coding region runs from base 509 to 1939 and encodes 476 amino acids.
UUUAAAAUUUGAGAAACAUUAUUAAAAAAGUUUUACACAACAUACCCUUCAAGGAUUUAAAUUUCUAUGAAUAAUGUUACAUAUAAUAAUUAUAAAUAGGUUAAAUGUUUCGCAUUAUUUUAAAAAAUAUAUUUUAAUUUUUUUUAUAUAAAUUAUAUAGAUAUUUUUUUAAAAAAAAUUGUGCAUACUCGCACAAAUUUAAUCCAACGCAAAAAUUGUGUGUUGGAUUUAAAUUCAUUUCUCAAUUUAUAAGGAAUUGAAUUUUUCUAAUCAUAUAAUCCAACGCGAACGUAUACCCUAUAGCUGACUAGCCUGACUCCGAUGCGACGAUCGUCCGGGAUCUGGUCGAGUACGCGCGAGUUCAGAGUUCAGCCGAGACCCAGAUUCUGCUCCGUCUCCUUCUCUUUAUCGACGCAUUCAAAGUUACUCCAUACCUCCACAUCCAAGGUAACAUUCCGCUACCGCAACACUAGGGUUUAAGAAUUUUUACCCAAAGCCUUGACCUCUCAUGGCACUUUCUUCAAUCUCUAAAUUCCUCUCGUUCUCGCUUCUCCUCAAAACCGCAAAAUUCUCAACAGUAAAAUCCUCUGCUGCUUCCUCUGCAGAAAAAUUCUACACUCACAUGCAGAUAAAUGGUACCCAAAACAUAGAGAAAACCCUGGCCACAGUUAAUGCCAAAUUGGACCCCAAAUGCGUCUCCGAGGUCUUACAUAGAUGUCACCCAAACCAAUCCCAAAUGGGUCUUAGGUUUUUCAUUUGGGUUGGCAUUCAACCCAAUUAUAGGCACAGUUCAUUUAUGUACAGCAAAGCUUGUGAAUUGUUCGACCUUAAUCGAAAUCCUCGCGUCGUUGCUGAUGUUAUUGAGGAUUAUAGGGUUCAGGGCUGUGUGGUUGGUGCUAAGGUAUUUAAGGUGGUUUUGAACUUGUAUAGGGAAGCUAGGCUGGCUAAUGAGGCUUUGUGGGUGUUGACAAAAAUGAAGGAUUUUGGUUUGCGGGCUGAUACUACGGUCUACAAUGUGGUUAUAAGGUUGUUUUGUGAAAAGGGUGAUAUGGAUAAGGCAGAAGAGUUGACGAAUGAGAUGGGUUUGAAUGAUCUUUAUCCCGAUAUGAUCACCUGUGUUGCAAUGAUUAGAGGGUUUUGUAGGGUCGGUAGGUCAGAGGAUGCUUGUGGAUUGGUUGAGGUUAUGAGGGGGCGGGGGUGUCUGCCUAAUGCUGUGAUGUAUUCGGCCCUUCUUCAUGGGAUUUGUAGGUGGGGGAGUUUGGAGAAGGCAUUAGAAUUGUUGGGUAAGAUGGAGAAAGUAGGUGGGGAAUGUAGUCCGAAUGUUGUUACAUAUACGUCUGUGAUUCAGAGUUUGUGUGAUAAAAGUCAGACAAUAGAGGCAUUGAAGAUUCUGGACAGGAUGGAAGCUUUUGGGUGUUCUCCAAAUCGCGUUACGGUUAGUAGUUUGAUAAAGGGUCUUUGUGUGGAGGGGCAUGUAGAAGAGGCUUACAAGGUGAUUGAUAAAGUUGUUGCAGGAGGCAGUGUUUCAUAUGGUGAUUGCUAUAGUUCUCUAAUACUGUCGUUGGUAAAACUUAAAAAACUUGAGGAUGCAGAGAAGCUCUUUAGAGAGAUGCUUGCUAGUGGUGUCAAACCUGAUAGUUUGGCAUGUAGCAUUUUGAUAAAGGAGCUUUGUUUGGAAGGACGGAUGCUAGAUGGGUUUCGGUUAUGUGACGAAAUUGAGAAGAUGAAGGUCUUGUCUUCUGUGGAUUCUGAUCUUUAUUCUAUUAUUUUAGUUGGGCUUUGUCAACAAAGCCAUUUGGUGGAGGCCGCAAGGCUUGCACAGUUGAUGCUCAAGAAAGGAAUUAGAUUGAAAGCUUCUUAUACUGAAAGUAUAGUUGAACACCUGAAGCAAUUUGAAGACGAGGAGCUAGUUAAGCACUUGAGUGAGAUUGGAAAAUAACACUGAAUAAACAGUCUUUCGCCUGUCUAAGGGGACCUUAUUUGUUGAUUUGAGCAGGGUGAAAUUUACGUAGUUCUGAAUCUCUAAUUGUGAAGAAAACGAGUCUGUAAUUUUAAAAUUUCCAAUACUGUCUCCUUUCAUCUGGUAAUUAGAUAUGAGACUUGAAAGAAUGCUGGCAGUCAUCAGCCUAUGUUUAAUUGAGUUCAACUAUGCUGUGAUUUAGUUAAAACAAGUACAAGGCCUUUUGCUGUUUUCCAGUUUUGAAACAUUGCAACGGUUAGCUCAGUUGGUUAAUUCUAAUGGUAAGCUUUGUUGUUUAUUGCCUCCAUUCUUACCCCCCACAUGGAUGCAGUAUUUUCCCCCUACAGUUAAUGUGACCCUUAGCUACAGUUUAUAACUUAAGUUUGUUCCCUCUGCUGUUUCUUAUGGGAGUAAAAAAGGCAUGAUAUGUUUACAAGAUCAACUAUAUGACCGAUCAAAAAAACAAGAUCAACUAUAUGGAUUGUAAGGGGAAUCAAAAUAUCUUUUGAACAAAGCUGGAAGAUCUGACAUGAUUUGAAACCCAUCGGAUUACUUUCAAUUCAAACAGUGGCCACAGGUCAGCUGGAGUAUCUACAAGCAAAGAGGAUGAAUACUCUUGUAUUGUUUCAUGCAAUUAUGCUGCAUCUGCAAUUCGUAUAUGUUUGCCCUGUUGAACUAAGACAGGUUUUGAAAAGGAGGUCCCCAGAGUAGGUUCUGAAGGUGCUCAAGUAUUGUGUGAACUUGGGAAUAAAAUGAGAGAUGGGGAAAUUUGAUCCUAUAGACAUGCUUAAUCAAGUACAUGGGGCUGCAGAAGAGUUGCAAAAGAAGGCUGACCAGAAAUUGUUCCUUUUCCGUUCGAGAGCUGGGAAAUUAGAAAUGGACAGGAGCAGGAAGAUUCACAACUCCCAAUACUAUCUGGAAGAAUAAUAAUCAUGUUGACUCAUUUGAAGAAUAAUUGAUAAAGCAAAAUUGAGGGAUCCUGUGGAGCAACCAACAGCAGCAGGGCCUGGUGGGUCUUGUAAGAGAUUCAUAAGUGCCUAAAGCAUUCAAACUCGAUAUGACUUGUAUUGAGCUUAAAUCAUUAAAAAUGGAAGGAAUUAUUACUCUCUGUGCCAUCAUUAGAAAAUGAAAUACAUUGGAGACAUUGUGCUGUUUUUCUUGAAAGAUGAAUAUACUUUGUAGUUGCCAA